CUGCGAUUCGAGUAGCCAAAAAGAUUUGGCACAUUUGGGACGCUGAUCAGUCACACUCAAUCGAUUCGACACUACCCCAAAAAUAUUACAUAGUACAGUCAAAAAUCAAAAAGAUGACCAUUGCCUGUAAACUGUGGUUAUUGGCUGUGGUGUGUGUAGCGUUCUUAUACCAGGAUGGCCCCCAAGGCAACGGCGUGUUAUGCUGAAAAAAAGCCCCCCAUUCAGACGAAGAUAAUUCGUCCGGAGCUCAGUCUUCCGGAGCUCAAUCGUCCGGAGCUCAAACUUCUGGAGAAAACGAUGAUGAUCAAAAUGCUGACAACCAAAGUGGUGAUGCCAGUGGCGGGAAUGAUUCAGAUGGCGGUGGUGUAGGAAAAGGCAAAGAUUCCAGUGAUGACGAUGAUGAUGAUGAUGAUGAUGACGGAGACCAUGAUAACAUUUCGGAAAAUAAACAUACUACUAAAAAAAAUUCUGGCCACGGCAAGAAUCACCAUCAUAAUGACAAAGAUGGCGGCGAAAACGACGACGAGGAACAUGUAGAAGAUGAUGAAGACGAUGAUGAAGAUGCAGCAGAUACUCAUCAUGAGAAACAUAAAGAGCACCACAAGACAUGUAAGAAAAACAAGGACGAUGGAGCCGGGGAAGUGCAAAUAUUAAUGUCGACCACCAUUACAGGAAAACCAAAGGAUAUCAUUAAAUACGUCAACAAAGUAAAACCUUAUAAUCCAGCUCCUUUGGAUUACAAAAAAAAAUCAGAGUCUAAACUUUUAAAAAAAAUUGAAGCCGUCACUAAAAGAUAUAAAUCGAGCAAGGGCAAAAAAGAACCAAGUGAAGAUUUGACGAGUUUUAUGAGUGACGUCCUUAGGGCGAGUUUGAAAAAAAAAAGUUCUAAACAAGUAGAUCCAGAUAAGGUAUUGAUUACCCUCGUGAAGUCUGUAUUGUUACAGUUAUUGAAAGAUAUGUAGUUUGAAGCCCGUGACAAGUCUAUCAGUGUACUUAACCACCAGAAUGUGUUGGAAAUCGCAUCUGUGUAGACGACUGCAGCUGUAAUUAACAAUAAUUACAUCUGUGCAAAAUGUUUAAAUAUAUCGUUUUUUUUUCGGGCGUCUAA
Molecule: messenger RNA, 1108 nt
Organism: Myzus persicae (green peach aphid)
Lineage: Eukaryota; Metazoa; Arthropoda; Insecta; Hemiptera; Aphididae
Exons: 3
Source: RefSeq, a predicted model, not a curated record